AUGCUGCUCCUCGACUACCAGAACGUGCUCAUCGAGUCACUGCUGAAAGAUCGAUUCAACCCAGAAAACCCACCCGCAUCGAUCGACCAAGUAGUCUCUGACUUCGACAAUGUCACCUUCCACAUCUCGACUCCCAACACCAAGACGCAAAUUCUCAUCUCGAUCGCCGUGAAGUGCUACCCCGAACUAGUCAAGUACGGCGCCGAAUCUGUCCUCCAACGUGAAUAUGGCCCUUACAUCGUACAACCCGAGCAAGGCUACGACUUCAGUGUGCAAGUCGAUCUCGAGAAUCUCCCGGCCGAGCAGGAAGAGAAAGACGACCUGAUCCGCCGGGUGAGCUUGCUCAAGCGUAAUGCUAUGGCUGCACCUUUCGAGCAAGCGUUUGAUGAGUACAAGAGCCUGGCUGAAGAGGCUAGCCACUACACCAGUGAGAGUGCGCCUCAGGGUGUGAAGGAAGGGGGAGAGCUCAGAGCGAUACACUACCGGGACCAAGAGGCGAUUUACAUCAAGGCGAGCCAUGAUCGUGUGACGGUCAUCUUCAGCACAGUGUUCUCCGAUGAGACGGACAGGAUAUAUGGCAAGGUCUUCCUGCAGGAGUUCGUGGACGCGAGAAGACGGGCUAUCCAGAACGCGCCUCAGGUGUUAUUCAGAAAUGAUCCGCCUCUGGAAUUGCAGGGCGUGUCAGGUCUAGCGAAUGCGAAAGACAAGGUCGGCUAUAUCACAUUUGUUCUUUUCCCGCGGCACCUCACACAGCAACGGCGGUACGAGGUCAUUUCGCACAUUCAGACGUUCCGCGACUACUUUCACUACCACAUCAAGGCUAGCAAGGCAUACAUUCACAGCCGCAUGCGCAGACGGACAGCAGAUUUCUUGCAGGUCCUACGAAGAGCGCGACCAGACACGGAGGAGAAGGAGAGGAAGACUGCCUCAGGAAGAACUUUCAAGGUCCAGGCUUGA
Messenger RNA from Sphaerulina musiva SO2202, 957 nucleotides. Its product is annotated as ARP2/3 complex 34 kDa subunit. Bases 1 to 957 code for a protein of 318 amino acids. Gene Ontology annotation, biological process: actin filament polymerization; Arp2/3 complex-mediated actin nucleation. Gene Ontology annotation, molecular function: actin filament binding; structural constituent of cytoskeleton. Gene Ontology annotation, cellular component: Arp2/3 protein complex; actin cytoskeleton. The transcript has 4 exons. Lineage: Eukaryota; Fungi; Ascomycota; Dothideomycetes; Mycosphaerellales; Mycosphaerellaceae. The record is from RefSeq and is a predicted model, not a curated record.